AUGGAAAGCGCGUAUAGCAUGCUGAGAGCGCUCUUUAGAGAGCAGGGCGGCCCAGGAGAAAAUGCAAAGAAUGUGCAGCUCCUGCAGGGAGACGAGAGCAUGCUGGAGAUGGAGAAGAGGGUAGAAAAAGAGAUUUUAGCUGGGGCCUUGGACAGCAUUCCCAUAGAGUGCUGUACAUGUGUUAACGGAAAGCUGCUGGUGGCGCAGUGUGGGAGCGGAUACAUUGUGCUCACAGACCCGAUGAACACAGUUCCACUCGACGCUCUAUGGAGGGGGGCUGCGGGUCUGGCACAAAGGGCAGAGCUGGCGCCGCUUCGUUACGGGGAGGGACUAUACGCAACUAAAGCGCGGACGUACAGGCUUCAGAAGAGAUGCCGGCACGGCCGAAUGGAAGCCCCGAAAACAGUUCCCGCGGGGGCAGAGGCUGGGGGCCUUUACUAUUUGGAGUAUCUGCUGGCAGCGUCCCUUAUGCAGCUGCUGGAGGGCGAGGAGAGCGUGUACAUUUCGUUCAGUGGGGGGAUAGACUCUUUUCUGUGCGCCACCAUGUGCUGCAAGCACGUCAAGGGCAAGAAGAUAUACUUGAUAAACAGCUGCUUUUCCAGCAAUGGGCGCUUCCAGUCGAGAGACCGGGCGGCGUCAAAGGAGUUCUACACCCGAAUUUUGGAAACAUACGGGUGCCGAGACAGGUGCUUCCUUGUGGAGAACGAUGUCCAUCGGGCAGAAAUUCUUGAGCAGAAAGACGCAAUACUCGAGAUAACAAAAGGCACCACGAUGGACUUCAACCUGGCGGCGCUGCACUGCUUCACUGCCAGGCGGGCGAGACAGGAGGGUGCCUCGCUUGUUGUCACAGGAACUGGCGGAGACGAGCUGUUUCUCGGGUACUCUCGCCAUAGAGAGGCUGUUUCUUGCGUGGCGGAGGAGGGUGCAUGCGGAGACUGUGGAAGCACCACCGAGCGCCUGCAGCAAAUGAUAAAAUCCGACGUGGAAGGCUUCUGGGAGACAAACUUGCACCGAGACUGCCGCGCAGGGAUGGCGGGCUCUGUGUCGUAUGCAUCUCCGUUCCUGAUUCCAGAGGUGUACGCGCAUGCGCUGAGGUCUGCCAGCCCUGCAGGCGUGGGCAAGACCCAGCUAACAGACAUUCUGCACAGGGAGUACCCAGGAAUAGUGCUGAAGAAGAAGUUGGCGGGGCAGUACGGCUCGGGGAUAUCUGAUGUAAUUAGAAGCAUCUGGUGCCGGGCGCCCACUUUGUGCCGAAACAACGAAUGUUUGUCUCUGGAGUGCGCGCCUGCUGCGCGUCCAGAGCGCGGCGCAGAAGUUCAGAGAUGA
Molecule: messenger RNA, 1326 nt
Organism: Nematocida major
Lineage: Eukaryota; Fungi; Microsporidia
Exons: 1
Coding region: 1-1326 (441 amino acids)
Molecular function (GO): asparagine synthase (glutamine-hydrolyzing) activity
Source: RefSeq, a predicted model, not a curated record